This is a messenger RNA of Penaeus vannamei (Pacific white shrimp), 618 nucleotides long. The record is from RefSeq and is a predicted model, not a curated record. Lineage: Eukaryota; Metazoa; Arthropoda; Malacostraca; Decapoda; Penaeidae.
GUGUCACGAAAGGAUAGUUAGUUGCAAGGGAGGUUUGACACUGUGAACAACGGAAUAGUUUUAGCUGGUGUGUGGUGUUCAGUCUUUGAUUAAACGUGUGUCUGUCAAAACGUGUGUCGGUGAAAAUGUAUGAAGGUCAGCACGUCCAAGUCCCAAUGGAAAGCUUUGUACAAAUGCCUCAAGGUUCCUCUGUCAAAGUUUCAAGAGACAACUCCAGGCACGACCCCGACGACCGCUACUGCACGAAACAAGUGGUCGUGCAGCUGUUCGUCUUGGGGCUCCUUCUGCUCGCCGUGGCACUCGGGGCUUUCUUGGCCUCGGUGAGAUUCUGCCGAUUGGGCUUCGAGAACAGCUGUUACUACGGAUACGUCACCGCGUCGAAUAUUGGGGUGGCUGCUGUCUCGGCUGGGGGCAUUUUCAUGUUUCUCGCAAUUGUGGGAUAUUGCAGUCGGUGUUGCAACAAGUCAUUGUAGAUAUGUACAGAAUCUGUGAUAAUUAUUCAUGUCAGAUUUAUGUAAUAGAUCUGUGAUGUGUUUCUUUGUGAAUGUUAGAAUAAAGAUAUAAUUUGUUGAUAAUGCCUUAUAGUUUGUUUUAUUUUAUUGUCAGUAAAGGUAAAAA